CAAUAGUGAGUGGUGCACACUUCCUUCGCCCAGACACAGAACAAAAAAAAGUCCCAUUUAAGAGUUGCUUGUGUAACAAUAGGAAGAAUAUAUUCCACUCCUCUCUUGUACAUGCAGCUUAUGAGAACGAUAGCAGAGUACGAGGAGGAACUUUGUCCAACAAAAGAGGAGAAGGAGCGACAACAUCAAAAACAUCAAGUUGUGUUACACAGAACAGACAUCCAUCAGCUGAUUGGACACCGAGAAGAAUGUCUCCCUCAUCUGCAGGGGGACAGUUUCACUUUAGAGGAUCCACAGCCCUCACAUUUUAAAGGGGACGAGGAGGAUCCACAGCCCCCUUAUUUUAAAGAGGAAGAGGAGGGAGAGUGUCCUGUAGGGCAGGAGGAGGCUGAUCUCACCAAGUUUCCACUGACUGUUGUCUCUGUGAAGACUGAAGAGCAUGAAGACAAACCAUCUGAGUCCUCACAGCUUCAUCACAGUCCAAACGUCUGUGAAAAAUAUCGUCCACCUGAGCAGCAGGAGGGGUCCUCCAGUAUGGAGCAGAAGAGGUCACAGCACCUCCACGUGAAAGAAGAGGAGCCACAGCCCCCCCACUUUAAAGAUGAAGAAAAACAGCGGUUGUCCCCCCACUUCAUAGAGGAAGACAAGAGACACCUCAUCAGUGUGAAGAGUGAAGGUGAUGAGGUCAAAGGUGAGAGUGAGGAGAAGAGAGAGGCGGAGCCUCCAAGCAGCAGCUCAACUCAACACAUGACAACAGAAGCUGAUGGAGACCACUGUGGAGGAUCACAAGCAGACAAGCUCUUAGCUCCACUAUCAGAUAGUGAGGACACAACGUCACACUCUCCUGACACUGAUGAUGAAGACUCUAAAGAUGAUAAGACAUGUCACACUGACAACACACACUUCACAUGUUCUCACUGCGACAAAACCUUUAAAUACCAUUGUCAUCUGAUAGAACACAUGAGAACACACACUGGAGAAAAACCUUUUUCGUGUUCAAUCUGCGGUAAAGAUUUUACUCAAAGUAAAUAUUUCAAAGCACACAUGAGAAUACACACUGGAGAAAAACCUUUUUCCUGCUCAGAAUGUGGUCAAAGUUUUGUAAUUAAUAACAAUUUAAAAGUACACAUGAGAAUACACACUGGAGAAAAACCUUUUUCCUGCUCAGAAUGUGGAAAAAGUUUUGUAAGAAAUCAAAGUUUAAAAGAACACAUGAGAAUACACACUGGAGAAAAACCCUUUUCCUGCUCAGAAUGUAGUCAAAGUUUUGUAAUAAAUAAAAAUUUAAAAGUACACAUGAGAAUACACACUGGAGAAAAACCUUUUUCAUGUUCAAUCUGCGGUAAAGAUUUUACUCAAAGGUACCAUUUAAAAGCACACAAGAGAAGGCACUCUGGUGAAAAACCAUACUCCUGUUCAAGCUGCAACAAAAGCUUCCGUUACCUAAACACUCUUAGAGUACACAUGAGAGCACACACAGGAGAGAAAGUGUUGAGUUGCAGUGUGUGUGGUGAAAGAUUCUCUUCUAAGUACCAGUGUAAGAAACACAAGUGUGCUGGUGAGAACAGCAGCAGCAAAUGAAGAUGCAGGAUUUGAAAUAAACUGUCAAAACUUUAACUUUGACUUUCUAACAACAUCAGCACAUAUAACAUGUGUGACAUCAUUGUUGUGUGUGUAACACCAUCUUGUUAUUAUGCUUAUAACAUAUAUAGAUUAAAUACGUCAGAUUAGUGCUUUUAUUUCAGUCAAGUACAUGAGUUAAUAUACACAUUUGUGUAUUUUAAAAUGAACAGAACAAUUUGACUGAAAAGGUGAGAAUAAACAGUACAUAAAAUAUGUAAGAAACAUUUUAAGUGUAGAUAUUCAUAGUUCACUUUUAUACUUAUUCAUAAUAGUGUUUUAUAUAUGUUUUUGAAAUAAUGAAGGGUUACAUAUUUUAUUUUGUAAUUGUAGAUGAUUCCAUAGAUGAACUCCUUUAUAUGAUAUACAUAUUUGUUUUACAUGUGUUCAUACCUUUGCUUUUGAGUACACAUAAAUCCCUCUUAGUUCAUAUUUACUGGUUCACAUCUGAAACAUCUUCUGGACCACUUCUGGAAGCAUAUUAUUAUUUACUUUAUACAUCAUUUGAGCAGUUGUCUUUUAUACAAGAUCGUUUACUUUUAAAAUGUGUGACUUUAUGAAUCAUUUGUUGGGUCUCUAUAAUCCAUUCUAUUAAUUGUCUUUAUUACUCUCUUGUGUAAUAUGAAUAUUGUUGUGUGAUUGUUUUAUAUGUAUGUCC
Entelurus aequoreus (snake pipefish) is the source of this 2278-nucleotide messenger RNA. Its product is annotated as zinc finger protein 124-like. The transcript is spliced from 4 exons. Gene Ontology annotation, molecular function: DNA-binding transcription factor activity, RNA polymerase II-specific; RNA polymerase II cis-regulatory region sequence-specific DNA binding. Gene Ontology annotation, cellular component: nucleus. Gene Ontology annotation, biological process: regulation of transcription by RNA polymerase II. The record is from RefSeq and is a predicted model, not a curated record. Lineage: Eukaryota; Metazoa; Chordata; Actinopteri; Syngnathiformes; Syngnathidae. The coding region runs from base 112 to 1581 and encodes 489 amino acids.